Penaeus vannamei (Pacific white shrimp) is the source of this 1516-nucleotide messenger RNA. Its product is annotated as perilipin-1. Gene Ontology annotation, cellular component: cytosol; lipid droplet. Lineage: Eukaryota; Metazoa; Arthropoda; Malacostraca; Decapoda; Penaeidae. The record is from RefSeq and is a predicted model, not a curated record. Gene Ontology annotation, biological process: lipid storage; positive regulation of triglyceride storage.
GGCUGGCGUUUUAUGGUAACCGAGCGCGUCUUAGUAUAGUUAAGAGAUGCGAUGACGAUUUUAGUCACGCUCGCGACGCCGCCGUGACAACUGCCUCCGAGACUCAACCCUUCGUCCGCAGACACAUACAAGGAUCCUGUUACAGAAUCGCCAGCAGCUGCCUCGACACCCACUAGUAACCAAGCCGCAGAGAGCGCGAUGGCCCCCAAGCACCCCCACCUGGGCUCCCCAGGCACCCCCGCCUUCCUGGCCCGCAUGAUGGCCAUUCCGGCCCUCAACGACGCCUUCAUCUUCGCCUCACACCUCUACGACAACACCAAGCAGGACAGCAACGAGUACGUGCGCGCCGCCCUCCUCGCGGCAGAGGAGGGCGUGCGAGCGGCAGCCACAGGUGCGCUCCCCCUAGCGGCACCCAUCGUGGAGCGAGUGGGCGGCUGGGAGGCUGUGGAUAACUGGGCGUGCCGCGGAAUCGACCGGGUGGCUCAGGCGGCGCCGAUCAUCACGAAGCCGACCGAGGAGAUCGUGAGCACAACCAGGGAGCGCAUGCUGAUGGCCGUGGCCGGGACGGGCACGGUGCCCGUGUCGCUCUCGGCCGCCCUCUCCGCCAGGGCCUCCAGCACGGUAGAAUUCAUGUCGAAGCUGUCCGGAGGGCAGGCCGCCACAGGCGUAGCAGCGCGGAUCGUGAACACCGCUAACACGCUUCUGGACAGUGUCUUGCCAGCCAAGCCAGGAGAUCCAAGAGAUACAGUUGCAGAUGCUGGGAGUGUGGGAGCCCUUUUGAACAAAACCAGAAGGCGGCUGUAUCGCACAAUGCACAAUGUUGCUUACCCGAGGCUGAAACACACUCGUGAAAGUAUAGAUGGCUCCUUCUCUGCCUCUCUUUUGUACGACUUCGGACGUCAAGCAGCAUCAACACUAUACAGUGAAAUUAGCCGUCAGCCGGAAAGAGGAGAAGUCGCUUCCCUGCCCAUGCGCCUUGCCCGGUCAACGUUCCAGAUGAACCUACAGAUCGGGCAAAGAUUAGGCCCUGAUUUCCAGAGGAGCGUUGCCAACAUGCAGGACUCUUUCAAGUCUCGAGAUCUCAACAGAGCUACAAGAGAGAUGAUUCAGUCAAGCCGAAUUGUAGUGACGAACACCUGGGCUUGGGGAACGAAUUUAUUGGACUCCAGCAGGAUUUGGAUAGAGGAUAGUCUGAGACAGGCCAUGGCAGCAUAUGAGCAGAGAGAAAGGAUGGCAGCAUUGAAUCAGCAGAGAGUCCGGGCAUGGCAGCCUGGAAACUCAGCAGACAAAGAGAGACAGAUCAGGAGGAGGACAAAAGAUUAGAAAAUAGUCUUCGACGUUUGAUGAUUUUGGACCCGAGACAGAUAAUCAUGGCUUAUGCUUCAAAAGUGAUGCAACUGACUAUUUCUUCUGUGUGAUUCUCACCUAACCAUGCAAGUUUCAUUCAUCUUAUAAUAUUUAACCUUCCAUUAUGCUAAUGCUGCCAUAUCAUAUGGCAAUAAACAUUCAUGCUGCA